Acanthoscelides obtectus is the source of this 5830-nucleotide messenger RNA. The record is from the annotation of a GenBank genome assembly. Lineage: Eukaryota; Metazoa; Arthropoda; Insecta; Coleoptera; Chrysomelidae.
ACCCGAUCUGACUCCCAUCGAACUCCUAAGAAAUCUUUGCGUUCGGUGUGUGGCGCGCGUGCUUAACUUUGUCUAAGUGCUGCGCCUAAAAUAAACUUCGAAGGAGAAGGAAAGAAAGAAGAGGUUGCUAGGCAGUCAGUCAGUCUUGUGGUAGCAAAGAAGAACUAUGGAGGCCCCCAAGGUAACGCUCGGUAGUGGUUCGACGGAACUUUCGGUGCUUUAUUACGGUUUCGUAUCAUUAGUGAUCGCGCUUUUAGUUAAAGUUGUCGUGAACAAGUUGGGACGAUCCGAUGAUGGGGAUGACAGGAAUGCAGAAGAAGCAGCCACCUCACCAACCGUCGAAUCCCCCAAAACGGAGGAACCGAAAUCAGCAGAGGAACCACCAAAGGCCGCGGAACCCGUACUAACCAAUGGUGACGCGAGCCCCGCAGAAGUACCCACUAAACCCUCCGUUGAAGAACCCAAACCCGUCGUGGAGGAACCCCCCAAGGACGAACCUAAGGAAGAGACCAAGGAAGAAUCCAAAGCAGAAGAACCAGAGGCCAAGGUAGAAGAGAAACCAGUCACCAAGGAGGUGACCAAAGAGGUGCGUAGCGAUGAGGAAGUUCCCCCACCCUUGCCCUCCUCUAACCCACCUAACCCGGUGGCGGUAUUCGCUGAAUCCACUAAAGCAGAUCAAUUUUCUGCACAAGAAUGUACUGAUACUCCCCCUGUUACUCCCGCUUCUCCUCAGAGCACCCCCCUCCCUGAACCCAAGACUGAAGAACCGCCAAAGACUGAUACACACCUUGCUGGUGAAGUGUGCCAAAAACCACCAGAAGUUCCUCCAAAAGAGGAACCAGCAGUACCAAAAGAAGUUCCACAGGUACCAGAUUCUUUAGAGACACCAAAGGACAUUCUACAGGUAUCAAAAGAGGUUUUAGAGAUACCAAAACAGGUAGAUGCUCCCAAAGAGGUUGAAGAUGUGUCAAAGGAAAUAGAAGGUCCAGACGUACCAGUAGAGGUUGCAGAGACAGCUUCUAUUGAGGCAGCAGAAACAAUUCCAAAGCCAUUAGAGAGUUUAGAACCUUCAAAAGAAAGUGUGAGUAUUGCAGAAGAGAGAAUAGAGCCUUCAGAGUCUGGAGAAGUGUCACAGUCUUCAAAUGGUACAGUAGCAGCUCCAGUUGACGUUCCAGAGGUUGCUAAGGACACGACAGAAACACCAAAAGAAACUGUUGAGGCAGCUGAGGUUGCAGAAGUGCCAAAAGAAGUUGUCGAGGCUCCUAAAGAAAUAUCAAAGGUUACAGAAGUACCAAAAGAAACUUUAGAGACACAAAAGGAGAUUGUAGAUGUACCCAAAGCGGCGGAAGAGGUUACAGAGACUCCAAAAGAGGUUCUAGAGGCAUCUAAAGAGGUUGUAGAUGUAUCAAAAGAGACUCCAGAAGUUACGGAAACACCAUUAGAGACUCCAGUACUUACAGAAGUACCAAAAGAGACAUUAAAAGCAUCCAAGGACAUCGUUGAAUCACCAGAAGUACCAGAGGUAUGCACGAACGGUAGUGUUGAGAGUACCAAAGUAGAACAAAAUGGUGGUUCUCCUGUCAGGUGUGACUCAUUGCCUGAUGUUUCAACAGAAUCGUUGCCUUCUCUGCCUGAACCGAUGUUCGACCAACUGGCGGAGCCCAUGUCUCUGCCUCCUGUGGAUUCAGUUCCAGAACCCAUAGCAUGUUCCCCUCCACCAGUUCCUGAGUCACUUCCUUCCUCCACUCCUGUCGAUCAGGUCCUGACAAACGGAAACGCUACAAAUGGUACUGCAAAUGGUCAUCCGCAUUCUCCUGUCGCUGACCAAGGGGAGGAAGAACAUCCGGCUGAUGUGCUACCAGGACAGCCCGUUAAACAGGUCCUCACAGAAUCAAACGAGGUGCGACAAGAAGAUACAGUCAAAGAUAACGACACAGCAGUAAAAACUGAGGCUGCUGUAGUGGAGGAAUAAUUUUCAUCUCAACCAGACACCAUUCAAGAAACAAGAACAUUUUUAAUUGCAAGUUUAAAAUAGCAGUAUGCAUCAUUCCUGGCAGUGAGACACGAAUAUAUAAGACCAAUAUGGAAAACUGAGGAAAACUUGUACUGCCAAUUUUGAUCAGUAAUUAUAGAAAUGUACAUUGCACGUCAAAUGUAUGCAAGAUUUUUAUUUUUUAAGCAUUCUCGUGUCAUGAUUUGAUCCAUAUACCCCAUAACUUAUGGAAUAUAUAAAUACACCAGAGAAAGCCUUAUUCGUUUGUCAAAAGUAAAAUUAAAAAUCGAGCUAUAUAUAAAGUUCAACCCAGGCUGAGAUCACACCGCAGAUUUUAAAAAGUUUGCAUACUUUUGGCUGGUGCUGUGUCCGCCAACAAAAUAUAUAUUAUUGAGAAAUUUUUUAAUACUCCUUGUAUCUAAAAUAUUUUAUAUUGUCCUUAGUCAAGCCUUCGACAGUUUUUUAUAUGUCGUUGUUAACACAGCGACUUUUUUAUCGUAUACAAUUGUAAAAUAAAAAGUUAGCGUAGUUUUAUGGGUAAUUUUAGGCGAGCUUAUUUCUGUUUGUUUCUCUUUUCUCAAUACGUAAAUUCAUGUACCAUUUUUUAUGAAAAAAAAUACAGCUACGAAGAUUCGAUGUCUGCAUUUCUUUUGUAAGUAUAUUAUUUUAGCUUAGAUUAGAUACAUAUCUUAAUAAUGGGAAUAAAAACAUUCAAAAUCGUCCAGGCAGUUCUCUUUCUGUAUAUGCAAAAAAUGAGAGGCGUUUUGAAAAACGUACAAAAGUUCCCGUGGUUUUUGAGAUUGUCUGAAUGUAAAAUUUUUAACAAGGAUUUUUUAAACUAUGAAUGUGUAGAGUAGAUGUUGGCUCUUUCAUUAUCAAUAGGUUCAAAAUAAUGUUCUUCUCAGAUCAGUAUGUUCAAGAAACAAAUUAGCGUAGUCUUGAAAAUAAUAAUUUCUUGCACUGGUCAGUAGGAGUUUCAAAGUGAAAUGAUGCAAAAUCGACACAUCCUUCCAACAAAGUACACCACACAUUGUUUCAAAAGUUUCUACCCUCACCUGAAGAUGGCCUUAAGUACAAGCUCACUAUUCAUUUGAUGAAUGCUUACAGAACUCGGAGUGUAUUUCUCCAGGUAAGAUAUUUUCCAAGAAGGUCAAGGUCAGAUCUGUACCAGCUUUAGACAAGGAGUUCUUUGACCCUUGAUUUGACCUUUAGCCUCACCUCCAUGGUUAUUUCAAGAUUAGGGGCCCUUUUUGACACCGGCAAUCAAAGGCACGGAAAAUUCUGCAUUAAUAAUAUAGUGAUAGCUUCUAAUGAAGCUUAUCAGAGUUAUCGAUGAAAAAAUAUUAAGGACAGGUCUUCAGUUAAUUUUGAGAAACCUUUCAUUGGUGACCUUGGAUUCAACAUUGAGCCUUAUACAGGGUGUUCCAGAAAUAAUACGCCUGAGUGACACGGGAGGUAAAUUGGCUUCAGAUCAAUCAGAUAAAAUCAACAUGACCUUAGUAAAAGUUUUCUAGUUUUCGAGAUAUUGCCACUUAGGUUUUUCAAAAAAUUACUACUUUUUGCUCCAUUUUUGCCUGUUAUGGCUAUUAAGAACUUCUAAGUUAAGAGUUUUUUCCUGGGCUACCAUUAAUAGUUGGUUGAGACAACCGAGUAUUCAUUUCAUUGAAAACUAGCAUGUAUGCUAAAAAAAAUAAUACAUUUUGUUUCAAUGUGAAAACCUUUACUAAAGUUUGACUAAUUACUAGUGAUUGAUGAAAAAAGUUUGUAAGAACAAGUCUUCAGUAACGUUUAACAAAACUUUUAUUGGUGACCUUGGAUUCAACUUGAACCUCGCCUUUAAAAACUCAUUAUAAAGACAACUUAUUUUCUAAACUGAGAACCCCUAUUUGACACCGGCAAUGGAAAAUUUUACCUCCCUAAUAUAUUCUUAUAUACUACUAUUAGGACCUUGAAGCUGAGACUUGCGAUCAAAUACAACACCUUAUUGAUUUUGUCAAGAGUAAUCCUGCCAAUCUGCUAGGACUUUACCCUAGGGUCGCACAUUUGAGCUCCAUUUUAUCUUUAGCAGUGAUUUCAAUAUAUAGUCUGACAGAUUUUUCUAUUCUUUCCAUUGCCAUUGUCUAAAAACGGGCUUUAAAAUACAAAACAAGUGAUCUUGAAGCUGAUGCUUAAUUUCAAAUCCAAGGUCACCAUUGAGCUCCUCCUUGUUCAAAGUUAGUAAAGCCCUUUUUCAAAAAUACCAAACCUGCAAAAAUACAGAGUUGCUUCUUUAAUGACUUUUGUAAUAUUGUAGCAAUGUGUUGACCAUCCAGUUGAACUAAAAAUGACAUUAUUAUGAAUCCCUUGAUAUUGUAUUUAUAUAAUAUACAAACGCUUUGUGUAUUUUUUUCGCUUUUGAUAGCUAUGUCACUAUUGUUUCAUCACUUCACUUUUUUUGGAAACAAAACUCGCUCUUUGUUUCCCUAUUUUAACGCCACCCCGAAUGUGCUUAAGAAGAACUUAAAUGUAAAGUCAUAUUCUCCCUUCUUCGAUCAUCAUACUUUAAAUUUAAUUAUUUUUUAGCCCUAAAAGCCUAUGAACGUUCCAAGCAAACCGACAAAGCCAUCAGUUUCAUUCGGUUCUCAGCAAACAACUUUGUGAGGACACUUUUCGCGCGUCUGCAAAAAUAAACACUUGUGCACAGUGUUUAGCACCUGUACAAGUGGUUUCUUGUAAAUAAUUUUGUUGACAAAAUAUUAAUUAGCGUUGUAAAAAAAUGUCAUUUGAUCAAAGUUUGGGAGUGGUUUCUCUCAAAAUAACUGAAAAAGUACAACCCAAAAUCAAAAAUUCUUGUUACACGUUUUGAUACUCAAUUUUUACAUCUGAUAGCAAUAUAGGGUAGGAUGAAAUCAAAAAUUUUGAUACUCCUGAGGUUUACUCCAGUUUUUUAUAUGACGAGGUUCCUUAGUGCAUAGAUGGCUUACAACAUACGAGUAGACAAAAAUUUACUGAGAAGAUUCCUGGUGAAAAUACUACCUCAAAGAAGUGUAGUAUAGGUAGGUAUAGGUUUAAGAAGAAAAAUGUUUUAUAAAACAUCAAAAAAGUGCACAAAUUUCACUCUUCUUUGCCAAAUGAUAUACGAGUAACAAACUGUGAUAUUAAGCAUCAAGUAACUGAAUUAAAAUCACUUUUCACUCUUCUUCAUCUUAGGCACAUUCCGAUUUGCAAAAUCGCACCUUUUAAUCAGUGCUUUUUUGAGAAGAGUAUCGACCAGUUGUGCCCAACAAAAAACUGAAAGAGUAACUCUAGAAACCACUGUGUUUGAGGUUUUUAUUAGCAUGGAACAAUUGUGAGCUAGCAUUUCCUAAAUGUAUGGUUGGUCAAGAAAAUCGCGAAAAAAAUCUGUACAUUACACAACGAAAUUGAAUUUUUCGACUUGUUUGGCUCUCAAAAUUUUAAUAUGUUAGCAUAGUUCUUAAGCAAAAUAUAGUUUUGAUUAUGUUCAAACUUAAAACUAUAUUAUUCUUUUUUGCGGAAAGGUUCACAGCUCUUUGAUAUUUCGCUAAUUUUUCCGACUUAUCAAAUCGGCUGUGACUAAGUUAAACCAUAGAAAUAAUAAAAAUCUCUCCAUGUAUGUGUGAAUGUGUUUAUAAUAUAAAUAUAUAAACUAGAUAUAUUUUUGUCUUAUUUCUUCAACCAAACCCAAAAAUAAAAUAGAAAGAUCCAUUGAUUCUAGCAUGACUGGGAUCAGAUUCGUAAUCUACGCACUCAACUAAUCAAGAAAAGAAACUUAAUUUCGUCGAUAUUGCAGAUACGAAAUUUUUCUUAAAAGUUUCCUUAGAGUGACAAGUCCUUACC